Theileria annulata is the source of this 297-nucleotide messenger RNA. RefSeq lists its product as uncharacterized. The coding region runs from base 1 to 297 and encodes 98 amino acids. The transcript is spliced from 3 exons. The record is from RefSeq and is a predicted model, not a curated record. NCBI's taxonomy places the organism in Eukaryota, Apicomplexa, Aconoidasida, Piroplasmida, Theileriidae. Gene Ontology annotation, biological process: mitochondrial electron transport, ubiquinol to cytochrome c.
AUGGUUUUUGGAAGUCCUUUUUCAGACAAAUACUCGAAUCGUAUUCUAGAAAGUUUAAAAAAGAGCAGAAAGGGUAGAGAUGCUUUCGCCUCUUUUUAUAACUUUGUUAAUAGUACCAAGAUAUAUGACCAUGUUUUAAAACAUACACAUCGGUAUUGGCUGUUUAGCAUUUUUGGAGGCUUUAUUUCACUUUACUGUCUGAGCUCUGUUUGUGAUAGUAUUUGGAAACACGUUAACAGAGGAAGACUUUACAUUCAUUUAGAAAAUGAUCAACCUAAAGCUGAGUUGAAUGAAUAA